AUGACGUAUUUAAAAAAUGAGGGGAAAAAUCAGAACAAAGAGAAAGAUUACAAAUGUCGGCAGACUUUAUCACAGUUACUUGCAACAACAGCCGCAACUUUGCUCUUUUUCGAUAUUGGACUGUGUAUUACAUUUCCAUUCAUUGUGAUAGCCGCGCUUACCGGCUUCCAUAACAGACACAAUGUAAAUGAAACGCUUUCAUUUACACCGAUUGAGGCUUCGUGGUUAGCUAGCAUUCAGCCGAUAUCUGGAGCAGCUGGCAGCAUAUUGUCAGCAGUAUGCACGGAUAAAUACGGUCGCAAAACCUGUAUGCUGAUUGUUAACAUUCCGCUGUUCAUUGCCUGGUAUUUGAUGUACAGUGCGUCAAGUGUUUGGCAAGUUUUCUUUGCGAAUAUUCUAUUAGGACUUAGCGCUGGUCUGACCGAAUCGACCAUCAUCAAUUAUGUUAGCGAAAUCUGCCAACCAAAAAUCCGUGGAAUGAUGAUGAUAUACACAUACAUUGGUUACGAUGUAGCAAUUAUUAUGGUGGCCACUUUGAAUACACAGAUGUCUUGGCGGUUGGUCAGCAUGGUGUUCAUGUUUAUUCCCAUCAUUACAGCAGUUGCCUUAUUCUUUAUACCUGAAACACCAUUGUGGUUGUUAUCAAAGAAUCGAACGGCUGAUGCCGAGAGAUCGCUCCGUUGCCUACGCGGUUGGGUGCCAAAAGAGGCUUUAGCCCAUGAGCUACAGGAAAUGCAACGCUACAGCCGGCGAUUUAAAUCGUGUGAUGCAUGUAUCAAAAAGGACUUGACUUGUACACAUCCGCCGCCAACAUUGGGCCAAAAGUUCAUCGAAUUGAAGCGGAAACAAACACUGAAGCCACUUUUCGUUGUGAUGGCACUAUUUGUCAUUACAUCCUUUUCGAACACAUUUCUGAUGCCGACAUACAUUGUGCAGAUUUCCACGGCCUACCACUUGCCAUUGGAUUCGGACCAUUUUGCAGCCGUACUGAGUUAUGCGUACUUAUUGGCCGAUAUUUCAUCAAUAAGUUUGAUACGUUUUACCGGCAAACGAAAUCUAUAUCUAGCAAUGUUAAGCAUUCUAUUCUUGUGUGCGGUAACCAUUUGUGCGUAUGGUUUUGUCGUUUUACCCAGCGGCUACAGCUCAUAUCCACACGUCACACCGAAUUUCAAAUUACCAAACAAACAACUCGGCUACAUCCCAUUCGCUUGCAUCAUUUUGGCCAGCUAUGCUAUUUAUUGUGCAGUCAACACAAUACCAUGGCAAAUGAUGUCAGAACUGUUCCCCUAUAAAAUUCGCGGUACAGCGACUGGUAUAGCGGCAGCUUUAUCUUAUGUACUGGUUUUUAUCGCAACCAAAUCGUUUCACAGCAUGGACACGACAUUAUCAUUGCCCGGAGUGGCUCUAUUCAACUCCAUUGUUAUUUUUGUGGGUUUAAUUUUGAUGUAUAAAAUUCUACCGGAAACGGAAAAUCGCACGUUAGAGGACAUUGAAAUGCAUUUUGCAGACAAGUCCAAGAAAAUUACAGAUCGAAAAAUCGACAAGCGUGAUUCGAGGCAAAGGGAACAUGGAAAUGAUAGUGGUAGAGUAGCGCCUAAACGUGUUACUAUAGUUGAAAUUGAUGAACGACAUGACAAGAAAAAUGAAAAUUCUUAUGACAACUGCGGAUUUGCGAGGAUUUAGUGGAACAAUUGGAAUUGGUCUAGGAAGAAAAUGGAAAAUAUUAAAAGAAACAAAAUUUUACCUAAAGUUUCAUAAACUUGUG
Messenger RNA from Sitodiplosis mosellana (orange wheat blossom midge), 1765 nucleotides. Its product is annotated as facilitated trehalose transporter Tret1-like. Bases 1 to 1683 code for a protein of 560 amino acids. Gene Ontology annotation, cellular component: membrane. NCBI's taxonomy places the organism in Eukaryota, Metazoa, Arthropoda, Insecta, Diptera, Cecidomyiidae. The transcript is spliced from 8 exons. The record is from RefSeq and is a predicted model, not a curated record. Gene Ontology annotation, biological process: transmembrane transport. Gene Ontology annotation, molecular function: transmembrane transporter activity.